Paramuricea clavata is the source of this 666-nucleotide messenger RNA. The record is from the annotation of a GenBank genome assembly. NCBI's taxonomy places the organism in Eukaryota, Metazoa, Cnidaria, Anthozoa, Malacalcyonacea, Plexauridae.
AUGACGGUGUGUUGCUCGUCUGAGUUCAGUAAUUUAAAUAGAAAUAUCUGUUUAUCAACAUGGGAUUUCCAAGGAAUCUAUAGACAUAAAGUUUCUCAAGAUAUAGAUUAUGAUGGUAAACGAAUCAGCUGGCAUAACGAUUAUGAAUCACUACAGAAAUUUAUCGAAUGUGUAUUUGCACAACAAGGCAAAUGGAAAUCGGCCGGAGGAACUUCAAAAAAGUUUGUAAGUUCUAUUGCUGAUUUAUCUUGCACAUGGUAUCCUGGUAAAUUAAACUCCUUGUUAUUCCAUGGCAAAACUGGGGACUUAGUAAACGAUAUUCUGGUCACGGUAUGUAAGUCAACAUCGUUUAAUACUUUUGAAAACAGCGUGAAAGUGUGUGUUCAAAAUAUCCCUGUGCUUAAUAGUCGGGACACUGAUGGCAUGACUAAUUCAUCACAAACACAGACCUCGAACGUUUCGUGUAGCGCAGUUAAAGAUAUGUGCAAACAGCCGAGUCCGUUGUGUGUUGACUUGUUAUCUGAUUUUGAAAACAUGAAAAUCAAUUUCGAAAUUAUAUUAACCAGAGUGGAUGCUCUACAAUCGCUGGCAAAUACGCAAGCCAUAUGUUUUAAUAAUGACAACAUUGUGCAUCUUGAAUCUGUGCUCGAUGGGGAGGGAACUUAA